Salvelinus sp. IW2-2015 is the source of this 2519-nucleotide messenger RNA. RefSeq names its product ankyrin repeat and SOCS box containing 2a, tandem duplicate 2 (gene asb2a.2). Lineage: Eukaryota; Metazoa; Chordata; Actinopteri; Salmoniformes; Salmonidae. Gene Ontology annotation, biological process: intracellular signal transduction. Gene Ontology annotation, cellular component: nucleus; cytoplasm. Gene Ontology annotation, molecular function: protein binding. The record is from RefSeq and is a predicted model, not a curated record.
CGUGCCAUAUCUGAAGUAGGGCAUUCCUAUUCUGAGCGACACAUGGAAGCAAAGUUUGCCAUCAAGGGUCAGCUUUUCAAAGAAUGAAAUCAAGACCCCCUUUGGAAUAUGUCAUUAACAUUGAGCUGCUGCUUUUUCUUCAUUCGCCUGGAGGACAACACAGAGUGCGGGACAUUUUCAAAUCCUCAUCCCCUCACGAGGACUGCAAUCUGAUAACUGCUASUCUACUGUUAAAGUGUUUUGACUGCACACUGCAGACACUACAAAAUCAACCAUGGCUGUGGCCAGCAUGUCCAUGCCUGGAAGGAUGGGCACCCCUAGAGGUCUUGAUGACUACAGUCAUUACAGUGCCCUGUCAGAUGAGGAGCUGAUGCAGCUGGCCAUUGAACGCAGCCUCACUGAGGACCACACCUCUAUUAACGCCAUUCAAUCAUCCCCACCUGUGUAUUGGCAACCCAAUUACCAGCCAAACCAACUUACCACCAACCAAUUUAUGACUGGUGUCAGGCACCCCUCUGCAACAAGGCACAUGUAUGACUUUCCCAGAGCCAACCCGAACCCAGCCAACCCACCUCCAAACCCCUCAACUGCAAACCCACCUUUAGYAGACCAUAUUAUAGAUGUGAGACCCCUGGUGCCUGUGAUUGAGAAUGGUGAUUUAAAGGCCUUAAAAGAAAUAGUGAAAUGCAAUCCAAAGAGUCUCUUUGUACCAAAUGAGGAUGGAUGGAUUUCUCUACACGAAGCUGCAUAUUACGGUCAAGAGGAAUGCCUCAAGAUWAUAUUAAGAGCCCAUCCUGGGAUAGUGAACACAUGUGGUACAURCAAUCAGACCCCACUUCUUUUGGCUGCCAUCUUUCACCAUGUGARUUGUGUGGAAUGCCUUCUAGACAGAGGUGCAAAUCCCAACAUUGCCAAUAACGAYGGAGAAACACCACUCUUGAAAGCUUGUGGGAAGCCCAAUGCAGAGAUUGUAGACCACCUCCUAAAGUAUGGAGCCUCAGUGCACAAGGCUUGCGUUCAGGGUGUGACACCUCUCCAUGAAGCAGCCGGGCAUGAUAAUGUGGAAAUUUGCCAGAUGUUGUUGGAUGCCGGUGCCAAGCUUAAUGCAGCCAAUAUCUACGGGAUAGACCCUUUCUUUACGGCAGCACAGAACGGGAGAGUGGAGGUGUUGUCUUUCCUGAUUAGCAAAGGGGUUGAUAUGAACUGCCAGGCAUGUGAUGGGGCAACACCCUUGUACGAGGCAAGUAAGAAUGGUCACAAGGAAGUUGUGGAACUGCUUCUAUCUCAGAAAGCAGAUGCAAACCGAACAACCAAGUCUGGCCUCGUGCCUCUUCAUGUUGCUGUCCAGAAAGGACAUUUUGACAUUGUAUCCAUGCUGAUCCCUGCCACAAGUAAGGCCAAAGUUCAAUGCAGUGGCAUCAGUCCCCUCCACCUGGCUGCUGAGCACAACAGGGACUGGAUUCUAGAAGUGCUUAUCAAGGGAGGAUAUGACGUCAAUCUCCAGCUGGCAGAAGACCGAUCCAAAAUGUAUGAGGACCGUCGCAGCACAGCGCUCUACUUCGCUGUCGCCAACAACAACCUAGAGGCUGCCGAAAUGCUUCUGGAGGCCGGCGCUAACCCCAACCUUGACAUGUUCAACCCUCUUCUUAUCGCUGUGAGGCGGGGUUGCAUGGAAAUGAUCACAGUGCUGGUGGAGCACGGAGCUAACAUGAACGCGUCCAUCCUCACACACCCCUGCUCCUUCCCGGCAGUGGUCAUGCUUGGUAUGAAGUAUUCACAAAUCCUGAAGUAUCUGAUGGACAAUGGCUGCGAUGCCCUUUCCUGUUUCGACUGCACAUAUGGCAGCAAGCCACACCCACCCCUGAAAACUUUAAGUAGGGGCAGAGGCUUCGCCGAAAUUUUGCACUACGCUACCGAUGAGGACGAAGCUCCAAUCAACAUGUGCAUCCAGUUCUGUGAGACGAUCAACGAUCCGACGAUAAGCUGCUGGGCUGGACCMAUCAUAGACACGCUCCUGGAUUAUGUUGGCCAUGUGAAACUCUGCUCCCGGCUGAUCGAGCACCUGGAUAGCAACCAUGAUUGGGCAGGGAUCAAAGUGAAAGCAAUGCCACCAUAUUCACUGAUGCAGCUGUGUAGGCUGAAGGUCCGUCAGCAGGUUGGAAUCCCCAGACUGAGGCACAUCGACACCCUGCCCCUCCCACCAAUACUAAUCAAGUUCCUUAACUAUAAAAAGGGAGAUUGACUGAAUGUCUAAAAUGUAUUUUUCAUUUGUUGAUUCCAUGAAUCGUCUCCAAUAAAACAAAAAUGUAUAUUGUAUAAGCCAGCUGAGAUGAAGAGGGAAUGUAUCUUUGCCCAGUUGCAUACUGUUUAAUAGGCUUGAUUUGAUAUUACAAUGGCAAGAGUAACAUUUUAAUGAACCUAUUGUAAAUUGUAUGUAUACAUUUAAUAUUUUAGAGGUACACUCUUAGCACCUUUUUUCUAUCUAGAACCUUAAAGGGUUCCCCUGCUGUCCCCAUAGC